AUGGAAGGGCAGCGGGCCUCACAGAUCAACCACGGCACCACCACCAUCACCACCACCGACACAGUCGACAACAACAACGACAACGACGUUGUCUCACCGCCACCAUCAUUGCCAUCACCACCAGGCCGUGCCCGCUAUGAAAACAUGUACAUCGUUCAAUUCCCAAAAGAUCAAGUCUACCGUGUUCCGCCGAGCGAGAAUGCAUUGAUCGUUGAACGUUACCGUAAUAUCCCAAAAACCAAGGAUGAAAAAAAACGACGCUUCUGUUGUUGCUGUUUUUCCCUUCGUUGCUUCCUCACCAUUGCUAUAAUCCUCAUUACAAUCUUUGCCAUUGUUGGAAUAGCAAUAGCUCUCUUGUUCCUCAUUUUUAACCCGGCCGGACCCACUUUCGCAAUCAACCAUUUUGAAUUAAAAAACGUUACCGGGCCACCGCAUUAUGAAAUAUCCUUGAGGGCAAAGAAUCCUAAUCAAAGGUUGGGAAUUAUUUACCAAAGUUCCGACGUUUCUUUGCUUUUCGAGGAUAAUGAGGUUGCCACUGGAAAAUUUCCUUCGUUGUCUGAACAAGGUAGACAAGCUAUGACACAGUUUAAGGCUGAUGUAACAGGAAAGCAUCCAUUGCCUAAAACGAAGAACACACCCUUGAAUCUUGAAUUGGAUAUGAAUCUUCGUGUGAGGAUGACGGCUUUGCGACUGAGGACGUGGAUUAUGAACGCUAACGUUGUUUGUAAGUUUAAGGUUACCAAUCUUGGGAGCGAUACGAGAAUCUUGUCGCAACGUUGUGACACAAAUUUCAGACAGCAUUGA
Messenger RNA from Lathyrus sativus (Indian pea), 804 nucleotides. The record is from the annotation of a GenBank genome assembly. NCBI's taxonomy places the organism in Eukaryota, Viridiplantae, Streptophyta, Magnoliopsida, Fabales, Fabaceae.